Molecule: messenger RNA, 2425 nt
Organism: Asterias rubens (European starfish)
Lineage: Eukaryota; Metazoa; Echinodermata; Asteroidea; Forcipulatida; Asteriidae
Exons: 2
Coding region: 110-1624 (504 amino acids)
Source: RefSeq, a predicted model, not a curated record
GUCCCAAUGACGUUUGAAAAGGUUUUGGUUUUCUCGCAAUUUAACGUUUUUUGAGGCACUUAUUUGACGAAAAGGCUUUUCUGUUAAGAGUGUGUAUUACAGGAAUUACAUGCAAAAGAUGGCAAAGCAUUUGAUUCUCGUUUCCAUCUUUCUCGAUGACCAAAACAAGCUGAAGAAGGCAGUGAAGGUCAAGAAUGUCAAAGACAUCCAAGAACAAGCCAAGAAGUUGUACCCUGUUGGCAAUGCCACCCUGGACCGCUUCAUGGUCUACUCUAACGACUUUGAGGAGUUUGUCGAUGUGGACAAAGGUCACAAGGUUGUAGCCAAAGAAAAGUAUGAAUUCCAUUACAGAAGUCCACAGAGAGCAAUUAAGUCGGAGAUAACAUCUCCCAACGACAUAUCUCCAACAGUGAUCGGAAGGUUGAGAGCCGAUCCCUCACUCUUCAACAAGCGCACUUGUAUGACCAACCAAGAAGUGAAACUUGCGUCGCAAAUCUUCAAGAAAAAUGUCUCCAAAUACCACAAGGGAGUCAACGAGUGGGCCCACAAGAUUGCUUUGGAACAUCCAGAGCUUCUUCAAGACAAGGGAAAGCUGCUGAAAUUGUCCCGUGAAGCACUGACUCAGAGCGGCUACAAGUACUCAACAAAAAGGGUGGCCAAAACACCGAAAGUAGUCCAUGCAGUUGAGGUGGUCGUGGUGAGAGAGAAUACUUCAAAUGAGCAGUCGCAAAGUGCACAAACUUGCGAUGAGGCUGGUCCAUCUGAGACACAACAGGAUGACCAACCAGGGUCUCAACCACCAGAGCAAAGUUCCAGCGAACAGGUAAAUGACAGGGCGGAUGACUCCUCCCAGGUCGUUGCUAAUUUGGAAGCCCUUGUGGACACCAUGAUCGAAGAUGAGAGGCGUGAGCUGACUUCCGCUUCCUCUCCAACCCAUGAAGCUGUCAACCAGGAGUUUGUAUUGCUUGAACGGGGAACCCUGGUGGAGGACAAUCCCCUGGAAGACUUAAACGAGGCAGGAGUUGAUUUGGCAGAACUGAAAAAGGUCUCCAGGAUAUUCGGUCGGAACGGGAAUAUGAACCUAACAAGCUACCAUACUAAAAUGAACGAGAUGGCAUUCAGGGUUGCUUUGGAGAAGCCCCACCUGUUAGAUAAAAGAGGCGAGCUCUACACUGAAGCUCAGAAGAGGCUGUACUACAGCGGCUACAAGUACACUCGCUGUAACCAAACAAGAAGCAAGUUGUUCCAGCCAGGUGGUUUCAAAAGAGAGAAGCAUCAAACAAAGAAGGUGCGGGAAAACCGCAUGGCAGAAAUUGACAUCACGGUGAAUACUUUGAAGGAACAGGUGGCCCUCAUCACAAGCGAGAAGACGAAGCUUGUGAUAUCGGAAUGGCACGAACGAGCUGAGCAGCUCGACUUGCACAUUGGAGAUCUGCAGGACAAGAUUGUCAGCUUGAUGUCAGAAAAACGCCAGAUCAUUAAGAAAGGGGAGUGGUCAGAGCGGAAGCGGGCUUGGGCAGCAAUGCGCAGAGAGAAGAAGAACAAAAAGCGUCCAGUAUCUUGGAGACCGGUUGAACAGGAAGCGGCUCAGGCCAGCCAGUUGCUUGAGGAGAUGACUGAAUGAGGAGACUUUAACAAAACUUUCUUUAAAUCUUCCCUACUUUCCACCCUUUGAAAGCUCCAAAGAAAUUAAUUAUGUUCAAGGUUUCCUUGGAUUGAUUUCGCAAAGAGCUAAGAUUGAUCUUUACUGUGUAUAAGUCUUCAUUGCUAAGUAAAUUGUGAUGUCACUAUACAAAUUACUAUGGCAAUUAUGACAACUCAUCUUUAAGAAGAUUCUCAGUAUUUUGUGAAAUCGAGGCCUGAUGCCAAAAAUAAGUUUCUUGCUCCACUCCAACCGACAAUAAGUCUUGAAACUGAAAUGUAUCCUUAAUCUUAAAAUUUUGGAAGGCCUGGAUAAAGGUUGCAUAAUUUGAUGGGCUGGUUUUUGCUAAGACUGUAAAUACUAACCUACUUUCCAGUGUUUGUUUAAGGCGUUCAGAUUUACUGUUGAAAAUCAACUGAUUUAACAAAAAUGCCACCUCAACUAUUCUUGGCCACCUCAAAAGUCCUACCUAAAACGCUGUAAAAAAGUUAAAAAAAUUCCCUCAAUUUUUGUAUAAUAUGUAAAUAACGUGGCGUUUAAGCUGAAUGAAACCUAGUUCUGUAAUCUGUGAGUCAUGUGGUUUUUGUAGCAUGUUAUUCCACUAGCAGGGGGAAGCAAGUUGAAGUUAAGUCAGGCAUGGGCUAAUAAUAUUACAGGAACGUUACAGAAUUGGUAAGGAACAAAAUUCGUAAAGAUCGCGGAUUUACUUAAAACUUACACGGUCUAAUGAUGAUGACAGUAGAAAACAUCCCUUGAAAAAUUUCUGUCUGAAAUGUCAUAGUU